UUGAGUGUCUGAGCAUGAUGGUAAUCCUCCUGAACUGUGUGACUCUUGGAAUGUUCCAACCCUGUGAAGAUGUUGACUGUUCAUCUGAUCGGUGCCAAAUUCUACAAGUUUUUGAUGACUUCAUCUUCAUCUUCUUUGCAAUGGAGAUGGUGGUGAAGAUGGUGGCCUUGGGGAUUUUUGGGAAGAAAUGUUACCUUGGAGAUACAUGGAAUAGAUUGGAUUUCUUCAUUGUGAUGGCUGGGAUGGUUGAGUAUUCCCUGGAUCUCCAGAACAUUAAUCUAUCUGCUAUCCGCACUGUGCGUGUCCUCCGACCUCUUAAGGCCAUCAAUCGAGUACCCAGUAUGAGGAUCCUGGUGAAUUUGCUGCUGGACACACUGCCCAUGUUGGGGAACGUCCUUCUUCUCUGUUUUUUUGUCUUCUUCAUAUUUGGAAUCAUUGGGGUGCAACUUUGGGCAGGACUGCUUCGGAACCGAUGUUUCCUAGAAGAGAACUUCACUAUACAAGGUGACAUAACAUUGCCACCUUAUUACCAGCCCGAGGAAGAUGAUGAGAUGCCAUUUAUCUGUUCCUUAUCUGGUGAUAAUGGCAUCAUGGGGUGCCAUGAGAUCCGUCCACUCAGAGAUCGGGGCCACGAGUGCUGCUUAGAUAAAGAAGACUUUUAUUAUUACAAUUCCAUUCGUCAAGAAUUCAAUGUCAGCGGCAUGUGUGUCAACUGGAACCAGUACUAUAAUGUCUGUCGUACUAGCAACACUAACCCACACAAGGGGGCCAUUAAUUUUGAUAACAUUGGCUAUGCUUGGAUUGUCAUAUUCCAGGUAAUCACACUGGAAGGCUGGGUGGAGAUCAUGUAUUAUGUAAUGGAUGCCCAUUCCUUUUACAAUUUUAUCUACUUCAUUCUUCUUAUUAUAGUUGGAUCAUUCUUCAUGAUCAAUUUGUGCCUGGUUGUUAUUGCCACUCAGUUUUCUGAGACCAAGCAAAGGGAACACCAGCUGAUGCAGGAGCAGAGGGCUUUGUAUUUAUCUUCUAGCACAGUAGCUAGUUAUGCUGAGCCUGGAGACUGUUAUGAGGAGAUCUUUCAAUAUGUGUGCCACAUCCUUCGAAAGGCCAAGCGUCGUACUAUCGCGCUUUACAAUAGUCUUCAGAGCCGGCGGCAAAGUCGUUUUGAGCUCAACAAUGCUAAGCUGGGGAUCAAUGGCAAAGAACAGCACCAUUUGUGGGUAUGUCAAAAGCACAACCAAUUGGAUUAUACCCCUCAUGCUAUUGUACAACCCAUUGCAAUGACGCUUACAUCUGACCUUUCAAAUUGCCCUCAAUGUACCAAAGUUAAAUGGGAUGAUGGACGAACGCAUUCUGCCCCGGAAAGCACAAAGUCAAGCCAAGAGGGGAGCCAGGGACAGGCGAGCGAGAAGGGAAGUGGUGACAGCACAUCUGAGCUAGAUAAAGACGGAGAAGAAGAUGGCGAUGAAGGCCUAUGUGAAAGAAUCUGCGUACAAAUACGUGUGAAGCUCAGAGGCAUAGUGGACAGCAAGUAUUUCAACCGUGGAAUCAUGAUAGCUAUUCUUGUGAACACAAUCAGUAUGGGUAUUGAGCACCAUGAACAACCAGAAGAACUCACCAAUAUCCUGGAAAUCAGUAACAUUGUCUUCACCAGUAUGUUUGCUCUGGAAAUGAUGUUGAAACUCUCAGCCUUCGGUUUGUUUGACUAUCUCCGAAACCCAUAUAACAUCUUCGAUGGUAUCAUUGUCAUUAUAAGUGUCUGGGAGAUUAUAGGGCAGAAUGAUGGUGGGCUGUCAGUUUUGAGAACCUUUCGCCUCCUGAGGGUGCUGAAACUCGUGCGGUUUAUGCCUGCGCUGAGGCGGCAGCUGGUGGUACUAAUGAAGACAAUGGACAAUGUGGCUACAUUCUGCAUGCUCCUCAUGCUCUUCAUCUUCAUAUUUAGUAUUCUUGGGAUGCAUAUCUUUGGAUGUAAAUUCAGCCUGAGGACAGAUUCGGGUGAUACUGUUCCUGACCGGAAAAACUUUGAUUCUUUGCUGUGGGCCAUUGUGACUGUUUUCCAGAUCCUGACACAAGAAGACUGGAACGUGGUGCUCUACAAUGGGAUGGCAAGCACAUCUCCAUGGGCUGCACUCUACUUUGUGGCACUGAUGACGUUUGGCAAUUACGUUCUUUUCAAUCUACUGGUUGCCAUUCUAGUAGAAGGAUUUCAAGCAGAGGGGGAUGCCAACAGGUCUUAUUCUGAUGAAGAAAGGAGUUCUUCAAACAUGGAAGAUUGUGACAAAUAUCGUGAAAUUCAGACGGGGUCUGAUCCAAAGCUUUGUACAGUUCCAAUGACUCCGAAUGGGCAUCUAGAGAACACACCUAUAACAAGCCAGCAGCUUGCUGGAGGAGUAAUGAACACAUCCAGGAAUUCUCUACAAAGGGACCAAGUGCUCGUAGCUAUGGACUGCAGGAAAAGUAGUGUGAUGUCAUUAGGUCGAACGACCUUUGACCAGAGGUCACAGACAGGAUCCCGACCAUCUCACUGGAACCGAAGUGGAGCAUAUGGCAGUCGCAGGUCCAGCUGGAACAGUUUAGGACGUCGUCCCAGUAUAAAACCUAGACCAUGUACAGCAGAGCAUGAAUCUUUACUCUCUCGGGGAGAGGACCAUAGAGAUAGAGGCUAUUCCAGGAGAACCUCCAGCCUAAAACACAGGAGGGCAAUGUCCCUGGACAACAAGGGCUCAUCUGAUAUUCCAGAUCAAUCUGGAAUUCAUGCUAAUCAUAAAUCAUCCAGCAAGGGAACCUCUUCAGCUGGAGAGUAUCAUGAUAUCUCUGGAAAAACUCCACAGAUCAUGAAAGAUGUUUUCCCCAAAAUGAACAACCGUAAAGAUAAGGAAGAAGAAGAGGAGGAGAUUGAUUAUAGCUUGUGCUUCCGGAUCAGAAAAAUGAUUGAGGUAUAUCGGCCGGAUUGGUGUGAAUUACGUGAGGACUGGUCCAUAUUCCUUUUCUCACCACAAAACAGGUUUCGCAUGAUGUGUCAGACAGUAAUUGCACACAAGCUAUUCGACUAUGUGGUGCUUGCAUUCAUUUUCCUUAACUGCAUCACCAUCGCUCUGGAGAGGCCUCAGAUUGAGCACAAGAGUACGGAGAGACUGUUUCUCAGUAUAUCAAACUAUAUAUUUACCGCUAUCUUUGUAGCUGAGAUGACAUUGAAGGUAGUCUCUCUCGGGUUAUAUUUCGGGGAUCAGGCCUACCUUCGCAGCAGCUGGAAUAUUUUAGAUGGGUUCCUUGUCUUUGUAUCUCUCAUUGACAUUGUGGUUUCUGUGGCAUCUGCCGGCGGAGCAAAAAUUCUUGGUGUCCUGAGGGUGCUACGGCUUUUACGAACACUGCGGCCUCUAAGGGUAAUAAGUCGAGCUCCAGGACUGAAAUUGGUGGUAGAAACUUUGAUAUCCUCUCUAAAGCCAAUUGGCAACAUUGUCCUAAUCUGUUGUGCCUUCUUCAUCAUCUUUGGAAUCCUUGGGGUACAGCUCUUCAAGGGUAAAUUUUUCUACUGCCUGGGUGUAGAUGUUCGGAAUGUCACCAACAGGUCAGACUGUGAAUCUGCCAAUUAUAAAUGGGUGCAUCACAAGUACAACUUUGAUAACCUGGGACAGGCCUUAAUGUCACUUUUUGUUUUGGCAUCAAAAGAUGGAUGGGUUAAUAUAAUGUAUAAUGGACUUGAUGCUGUUGCUGUGGAUCAACAGCCCGUUACCAAUCACAAUCCCUGGAUGCUGCUCUAUUUUAUCUCUUUCCUGCUCAUUGUUAGUUUCUUUGUAUUAAACAUGUUUGUGGGCGUAGUAGUAGAGAAUUUCCACAAGUGCCGGCAGCACCAGGAGGCAGAGGAAGCCCGAAGACGAGAGGAAAAGCGGCUGAGACGCUUGGAAAAAAAAAGAAGGAAAGCCCAGCGUUUGCCAUAUUAUGCCACCUACUGCCCUGCGCGCCUCUUAAUUCACACAGCCUGUACUAGCCAUUACUUGGAUAUAUUCAUUACAAUCAUCAUUUGCCUUAAUGUUGUUACAAUGUCCUUGGAGCACUACAGUCAACCAAGGUCUCUUGAAAUUGCCCUGAAGUACUGCAACUACAUGUUUACUACGGUGUUUGUACUUGAAGCCGUACUAAAGUUGGUGGCCUUUGGAUUUAGACGAUUUUUCAAGGACAGGUGGAACCAGUUGGACUUGGCCAUUGUGCUCCUAUCUGUAAUGGGAAUCACUUUGGAAGAAAUUGAGAUCAAUGCUGCGUUACCGAUCAAUCCCACCAUUAUUCGUAUCAUGAGAGUGCUGCGCAUCACAAGAGUACUGAAGCUGCUGAAAAUGGCAACAGGGAUGAGGGCAUUACUGGACACUGUCGUACAAGCUUUGCCGCAGGUAGGAAAUCUGGGUCUGCUCUUCAUGCUUCUCUUCUUUAUUUACGCUGCUCUGGGAGUGGAGCUGUUUGGGAAACUUGUAUGCAAUGACGACCACCCAUGUGAAGGAAUGAGCCGCCAUGCCACUUUUGAAAACUUUGGGAUGGCCUUUCUGACUCUUUUCCAGGUUUCUACUGGAGAUAAUUGGAAUGGAAUAAUGAAGGAUACUCUACGUGACUGUACCAAUGAUGACCGCAGCUGCUUGAGCAACCUACAGUUCAUCUCCCCUCUCUAUUUUGUAAGCUUCGUGCUCACAGCCCAGUUUGUACUUAUAAAUGUGGUGGUGGCCGUAUUGAUGAAGCACUUGGAUGACAGCAAUAAAGAAGCACAGGAGGAUGCUGAACUCGAUGCUGAGAUUGAAAUGGAGCUGGCUCAUGGCCUUUGUUCUCAGACUUCCCCGGUUUCCUCUGUGGAUAAUGGUGGACGUGGAGGAAGGCCGGCCACAGAGGGGCAUCGUAGCUUGAGGUGCUUUUCCCCUGCUCAGGAGAACUUGUGGCUGGACAGUGUUUCACUAAUAAUUAAGGAUUCAUUUGAAGGCGAAUUAAUGAUAAUUGAUAACCUGUCCGGAUCUGUUUUCCAUCACUACUCCUCUCCAGCAGUAUGUGAAAAGUGCAACCACGACAAGCAGGAGGUCCAGCUGGCAGAAAUGGAGGCCUUUUCUUUAACCUCUGACAAGUCCUCUUCAGUAUUGACUGAUGAUCUCAGUUCAGAAGAUCAAGGUGUCACAAGUCAGUUAAAGGAGAUGAAGGAUGGACAAGACAGUCCGGACUCUUUGGGGAUUGGAGUAUUUGGGGAAAACCUUUUCCCCCUUGCUAGUAUCCCUGGUUCCCCAAUAGCUGACCGUUACCUGUGUGAGAUUGACAAAGUCUCAUUAACUCCAGCAGAGUCGUGGGAUAGCUGGCUAAAAGAAGAGACUGACACAGUGUCUCCUCCGGCUCUGCCUACAGAUACAUUGAUUCCCCUUUUGCCAGUCCCUGCAGAGUUCUUCCAUCCUUCUAUCUCCACCACAGGCAAAGAUCCCGAAGACCCAGCACUCCAGAGAAGCCUCUCUAAACUUUCUUCUCCAGAAUCUUGGGCCACACUGCGAUCCCCAGAUGUCAACUGCUCACUACUUAGGCAGACAACAGAAAGCAAUUCAUCAAUGGAAAGCGGUAGCGCAACCUCUGAGGACAGCCUACAAACCACGCUUGAGGAUAGUUUAAAUCUAAGUGACUCUCCCCAGUGUACCUUAGACCUUCCUGAUCUCCGUGUAGCUCCUGUAUCGCAUCGUACAACCCUUCCUAUCUCUAGCCUUUCCAUGAUGCAGAGGAGGAGCAAUCGCCCUAGCUUUGCACUUCAGAAGGUUCGACGACAUCAGCGGAGUCAUAGCAGCGGUGGUAGCACUAGUCCUGGAUGUACUCUUCAUGACUCCAUGGACCCUUCUGAUGAAGAAGGGGCUGGAGGAAGCCUGAGAGGCACAAGUGAGCCCUCAGAGACACUUAGCAGUUUAUCCCUCACAUCCCUUUUUUCACCACCUUCUUCCUUAGCACCACCUGGUGGUGUCAUGAAAAAAUGCAGCAGUGUAAAUAGUCUUUCUGUUGCUCCUUCUAGGGUAAGAGGAGCAAAGCAAUUUUACACAGUUGAUCCACAGGGCUUCCUUUCAAUGCCAUCAUGGGUGAUGGAUUUUUACCAAACUUCUACUCCCUCAGACAACCAACAGAGUCGUAGCAGUACCGCAAAAUUACCAGCUGUUGAAAGAGGGAUCCCUAAAAGUAGAGUCUCAGGAAAUGUGGAUUGUGGCAAUAAUAGUCGGAGGAACAGAUGAGAUUUAUUUAUCUUUCUUUGGGUGGGUGGCAGGUCAGUUUCCUGGAGGAUGAUUUCCUAACUCAGCAAAGUGGAGGGGAAUGGCCUUACGGCUCUCAAACAGACGGGCAGGAAACGUUACAUUACCUCACUGUGUGAGCCAGCCAAGCAAUGCAACUGGAGACAAGAGAGAGAAAGUCGGCUGAGCUCUAGGGCUCCGAAGUGGAAGAACCGCUGUACUGUAACCAGCCUUUGGGGCUAUUACAUAUAGUAUAUAAUAUAUAUAUUAUUUUAUUUAUAUAUAUUUUAUUUUUACUCUUGCUUGGACUUUCUGAAAGUUUGUAUUAUAAAAGGUAUCUUUAUGUGGCAAUACAAAUAUUUGGUGGAGGAGA
Molecule: messenger RNA, 6594 nt
Organism: Pseudophryne corroboree (corroboree frog)
Lineage: Eukaryota; Metazoa; Chordata; Amphibia; Anura; Myobatrachidae
Gene: CACNA1I
Product: calcium voltage-gated channel subunit alpha1 I
Exons: 35
Coding region: 15-6224 (2069 amino acids)
Biological process (GO): calcium ion transmembrane transport; membrane depolarization during action potential; calcium ion import
Cellular component (GO): voltage-gated calcium channel complex; neuron projection; voltage-gated sodium channel complex
Molecular function (GO): voltage-gated sodium channel activity; low voltage-gated calcium channel activity
Source: RefSeq, a predicted model, not a curated record